Molecule: messenger RNA, 1638 nt
Organism: Nicotiana attenuata
Lineage: Eukaryota; Viridiplantae; Streptophyta; Magnoliopsida; Solanales; Solanaceae
Exons: 3
Coding region: 89-1531 (480 amino acids)
Source: RefSeq, a predicted model, not a curated record
GUUGUCACUCAAUCUAUUUGUCCAUUUCCAAGUACCUUCUUAGCUAUCACUCAAUUAUAACUAUCACACACCACACUCCCAUCUUUUCAUGGCUGAGGAAGAAAGCAGCACCACCGCAGCUCCGCCGUGUGAAUUUCAAACCCGGCCGGCAGGUAGCACGGAGCACAGCUGGUGCAAGGCGGUUCCCGGUGGCACAGGGAUAACAGUCUUAGCUCUCCUCUUAUCAAAAUCCCCUGACAUUUCACUUCUCCAAAAUGCCCUCCACAAACUUCAAAAUUCCAAUCCUAUCCUCAAAUCCAAACUCCACUACGAACCCACAACUAACUCCUACUCUUACAUCAUUCCCUCCACUUCUCACCUUCAAAUCCAGCCGUUUGAUAUCUCAUCAACGGCUCAAAUUCUUCAACAGCUCAAAAUCCCUAAUCAUACCUCAAUCUCCGAUUUUCACCUAAUCCUCGAGCACGAACUCAACAAAAACUCCUGGGUAAAUACCGCCACGUCGUCUGAUCACUCCGACACUGAUGUUCUAUUCCCGAGCAUCUAUAGAUUAAGCGAUGAGAAAUGGGCAGUUACUUUACGGAUUCACACGUCAACGUGUGACAGGCCGGCGGCGUUGGCGUUGCUGAGGAAGUUGCUGGAGCUGAUGAGUAGUGAGAAGGGAAAAGGGAUGAAUGAAAAUGAAGGAGGAAGGGUAGAAUUGGAAUUAAGGGAAAAUAUGGAGGUUGGUUUGGGAAUAGAGGAAUAUAUUCCUGCUGGAAAAGCUAAUAAACCAUUUUGGGCACGUGGGAUAGAUAUGGUUGGGUAUGGUUUGAAUGCACUGAGAUUUGCUAAUUUGAAUUUCAUAGAUAGUGAAUCAACAAGAGGAUCUCAAGUUGUAAAAUUGCAGUUGAAUAAAGAAGAUACCGAUCGCAUUCUUGAUGGCUGCAAAACAAGAGGUAUAAAAUUGUGUGGGGUGUUGGCUGCUGCUGGAUUAAUUGCAGCUCAUUGCUCAAAAGGCCUACCUGAGGAUCAAUGGGAGAAGUAUGCAGUUGUAACCCUUAUUAACUGCCGCUCAAUUCUUGAUCCAGUUCUUAGCCCUGAUUUUCCAGGUUUUUAUCAUUCUGCUAUCCUCAACACACAUGAUGUUAAGGGAGGUGAAGAUAUAUGGGAGCUGGCAAAGAGAAGUUACACAUCUUUUAUUAACGCCAAGAACAACAACAAGCAUUUCUCAGACAUGGGAGACCUGAAUUUCCUCAUGUGCAAGGCCAUUGAUAAUCCUGGCUUAACGCCCGCCUCUUCACUAAGGACUUCUCUGAUCUCUGUGUUUGAAGAUCCCGUGAUCGAUAACUCCAGCACAGUGCAUCAAGAAAUCGGAUUAGAAGACUUCAUCGGUUGUGCCUCCGUGCACGGGGUAGGCCCUUCUAUUGCCAUAUUCGAUACGAUUAGGGAUGGACAGUUGGAUUGUGCAUGUGUUUAUCCCUUCCCUUUGCAUACUAGGGAACAAAUACAGGAACUCAUUGGUGAAAUGAAAAGAAUCCUUGUUGACUGGUAGCAAAUUACAGGGAUAUUAUUGAUGACUGAACAAAAGUAUUAUGUUUCCCACUCAUGUUUAAUGAAAUGCAAUAAAUUCCCUGAGUAACAGUUUGAUUUUGACAUCAA